GGAGUAUUAGGUUGUUUUAAAUUUAAAAUGCCAGUCCCGAACAGACUUCGUGACUUAAUUCGAAACAUCAGAAGUUGUAAAACUGCAGCUGAUGAGCGGGCUAUCAUACAAAAAGAAUGCGCCGAUAUCCGGAAUGGAUUUCGGGAAGAAGAUUCUGUUUUUAGAUGCAGAAAUGUUGCCAAAGUUCUUUAUAUUUAUAUGCUGGGCUAUCCUGCACAUUUCGGACAGCUUGAGGCAUUAAAGCUGAUCGUCAGCGGAAGAUUUACGGAUAAACGAAUUGGAUAUUUGGGAGCAAUGUUGCUUGUGGAUGAAUACAGAGAGGUUCAUCUUCUUAUGACAAACUCACUUAAAAAUGAUAUGGACAACCCGUCACAAUACGUACAAAGUCUUGCUCUGUGUACUCUUGGUAAUGUUUGUUCAACAGAGAUGGCAAGAGAUUUGACAUCCGAUGUGGAAAGAUUGUUGAAAACUGCAAAUGCUUAUGUUAAAAAGAAGGCAAUCUUAUGUGCUUGUCGAAUCGUAAGGAAAGUUCCUGAAAUGAUGGAAAAUUUUAUCCCCUUGACCAAACCAUUACUUGCAGAUAAGAACCACGGUGUGAUGCUUACUGCAGUAGCACUGAUCACGGAAUGUUGUCGGAAAAAUCCGCAAGUUCGAGCCAACUUCAAAAAGAAUUUUUCCCGUACUCGCGGUUGCUUUCAGCUCGUACCUACUCUCGUACGAAUCCUUAAGAACCUCAUCAUGUCCGGCUACUCACCUGAGCAUGAUGUGAACGGCAUCAGUGAUCCAUUUCUACAGGUUCGUAUCCUCCGUUUACUGCGAAUUCUUGGUCAAAACGACAGUGAAACGAGCGAAACAAUGAACGAUAUUCUUGCACAAGUCGCCACCAACACUGAAACGAGUAAAAAUGUUGGAAACGCCAUUUUAUACGAAACUGUUCUUACCAUCAUGGAUAUUAAGUCAGAAAGUGGAUUAAGGGUUCUUGCUGUUAACAUCCUUGGAAGAUUUCUGUUAAAUAACGAUAAAAAUAUAAGAUAUGUUGCACUUAAUUCAUUACUACGCACUGUACAUACUGACAUGACAGCCGUACAACGACACAGAACAACAGUUCUGGAUUGUCUUAAAGAUCCCGACCCUUCUAUUCUUAGGCGAGCAAUGGAGUUAUGUUUUGCAUUAGUGAACCACAGUAACGUGCGAGGUACUAUGAGAGAACUGCUCUCAUUCCUAUCAAGAUGUCCGUUAGAUUUCAAGUCUGAUUGUUCUUCUGGGAUCUUCACAGCUGCCGAGAAAUACACACCAAACGCACGUUGGCACAUCGAUACUAUGCUCAAAGUUUUAACAACGGCUGGAAACUAUGUUCGUGAUGAUGCGGUUCCCAACCUUAUUCAUCUCUUAUCAGCCAAUGAUAAGAUGCAUGCUUACUCAGCUCAGCAGUUGUAUAAAGCUAUGCUUGAUGUUGAUGACAUGUCAGUGCAACCUCUUACACAGGUGGCGUGUUGGUGUUUGGGUGAGCAUGGAGAUGAACUUGUUAGUGGAUCUAAUGUUGAAGAUGAACCAAUUAAUGUAAAUGAAAGUGAUGUUUUGAACUUACUUGAUAAAGCAUUGAAGUCAUCUCUCACAAACCCAGUCACCAAAUCUUAUGCAAUAAAUGCUGUUAUGAAGCUCAGCACUCGAUUCUCGGGAUACAACAGUCAAGCACAGCAGAUAGUAAGCAUUCAUUCCACCUCUCAUGACAUGGAAGUCCAGCAACGAUCCGUUGAAUACAACGUUUUAUUCAACCAGCAUGAUAACUUACGUCCUGGUUUGUUGGAACACAUGCCACAGUUUGAGAAGCAAGUCACCACCACUAAUGGUGAAGAGGGAGGCGAACAAUUGGAAUCACAAACAGUUGAAAGUGUUCAACAACCCGCAAGUGUUGCGCAACCAGAACCACAACAGCAAAGCAAUGUUGAUCUGCUGCUCGAUCUUGUUGAUUUUGGUUCAAGCAACAACAAUCAACAACAACAACAACAAGCAGCUCCUGUUGUUCCCAGCAAUGACAUCAACAGUUUGUUGGAUCUUGGUUUUUCAAUGCAACCACAAACCACACAACCAGCACCACCAGCUGUAAAUGGUUUUAACAACCAACCAAAUGUAAACAACCUAAUGGGCGGUUCAUUGCUCGACGGAUUUCAAUCCCCAGCACCUGUCAUCAACAACAUGCAAAAGCCAGUUAUAACUGGCGUUACAGCAUUUGAAAAAUCUGGACUCUUGAUAAAGUUUCAGUUUGAGCGAGAUGGUAACAUACUUAAUGUGAUGUUAUCUGCAUCCAAUUCCAAUGCACAGGAUCUGAAUGAAUUUAUUUUUCAAGCUGCUGUACCAAAGUCACUACAGCUUCAAAUGCUGCCUCCUAGUGGAAAUUUGGUUGGUAUGAACAACAGCAACGUUCUAACGCAAACGAUUAAGUUAAAUAAUCCUAAUAAGGCACAGCCUAGACUACGCAUGAGGAUAUCAUACAACUAUCAAGGCCAAUCAGUUCAAGAAAUGGGCGAAUUUAAUGAUUUUCCACCAGCGACUUGGCAGUGAAAUGCUACAGCUCUUAGAACAAUCAUAUAUUUAGUGUAACAAAGUCUUAAUUCCCAGUGAAAGUGCAGCCGCACGCGUGAUAAAGUGCACUUGCUUGUGUAAAACUACUGCAACUAACUUGACUUAUUUCCAACUUGCCUAGUAAUGGCCACAGCAAAUAUAAGUGGCAAUAGGUUAGUAAACAUUCUAUAUAUCUAGUGUCCUUUUCAGUUAUUGCAGCUUGGUAGUUGCAAAUCAGUCAUUGAUUAAAACUUUUAUGUAAUGGAAGUUGAAUAUAAUGCAAUGGGUUUACAAUGGUUGUGGUAAAGAUAGUGAAAGUAGCACUUGAUGUAAAUGGUACUACUUUUAUAGAACAACAUCAACAAUACUCAAUAUUUAACCUUUACUUCUAUUCAAAGUUGUGUUUUAGUUCUUAGUAUUUAUACUAUUCAUCAUGGGUUAUAAUAUCAUUCAGUAGGCUGAGUAGUCAUUGAAUUGCAACCAUCUAUGCCUGUGCAUUAGACUUUCAACCUUACACUUAGAAACCUGGAACUAAUUUCCAUCUGUUUUAUAUCGAAAAUUGUGUGACAUAUUUCUUUCUUUUGACUGUUUGCUGGGAAUCUUGUACAAAUCUACAUAUAUGUAGCUAUUCUAAUUUUCACAAUUGUUUUUAAAUGUCCUUAUCAUGUUAUGCUCACCACAUAUUAAAUUUCUUGAAAAGCUUCAUUUAAAUAUUUUGAAAUAAGUAGAAUAUAUUGUGAUAAUGGCAAACAUAUAUGUCUGUUAAAUUAUUAUGUGUAAAACAGCCAAUACAAUGUGCCCGAAAAGACAA
This is a messenger RNA of Ciona intestinalis (vase tunicate), 3373 nucleotides long. Its product is annotated as AP-1 complex subunit gamma-1. Gene Ontology annotation, biological process: intracellular protein transport; vesicle-mediated transport. Gene Ontology annotation, cellular component: membrane coat; AP-1 adaptor complex; Golgi apparatus. The record is from RefSeq and is a predicted model, not a curated record. NCBI's taxonomy places the organism in Eukaryota, Metazoa, Chordata, Ascidiacea, Phlebobranchia, Cionidae.